AAAAAUCAAUUAGUCUAUUUUUUACAUAUGAAUAAGUCGUAGAAUAAUCCAUGGAUUGCCAUGGCACAGGAUCUAACUAAGGAUUUCAUCUUUGCGCAAGUCAAAUACUUUCCCGGGCACAGAGGAGAGGUGAACUGUUGCGCAUUCUCGCCCGACUGUCAGCUGGUGCUCACAUGCUCAGAUGAUGGACGCCUUUACCUGUGGAAACUGUCUAACGGGAAGCUCGUGGCCAAAGUACACGGUCACACAGGGCCGGUAAAGUUUUGCACUUUUUCCCAGGAUGGCUGUCAGUUUGCGAGCGCAUCACAUGACUGUACUGCACGUGUCUGGAGCACAAGACCCAUCCAGUGUGUCCAGAUUUUAAAAGGUCACCAGAAGAGCGUUGACACAGUGUCCUUCAGUCCUGAUGGGCAAACCCUUGUAUCAGGGGGGUGGGACAACAUCGUACUGCUGUGGGACAUCCAGACUGGGCUCAAACAGAGGCAGUUUUGUGGACACAGUGCUGCUGUUCAGAGCAGUGCAUUCUCCACAGAUUCACAGUGGCUGGCCACAGGCUCAUGGGAUCACACUGUGAACGUGUGGCGUCUCAGUGGCGAUGAGGAAGCCGUGACCUUAACAGGUCAUCAGGGGAAUGUGGCCUGCCUCUGCUUCUCCCACACGGGGCUGUUGGCAUCCGGUUCUUGGGAUGGAACAGUGCAUGUGUGGUCACUGCAGAGCUAUGAGUGUGUGUUCGUGCUGGGUGGGGGUGAGCGUGUGUGGGUGAGGUGUGUGGCUUUCUCUAGAGACGGAUCAGUACUAGCAUCCACUGCCGAAGGGGAUAAGGUUAAAGUCUGGGCCAUGGCAGAUGGAAGGUGUGUAAAGUGUUUACAGGGGCAUAAGGACUCAGCAUACGGGUGUGUCUUCAGCCCUAGUGGUGCCUUGCUCACCAGUGGCUCUGAUCAGCUAGAUCUGGGGGAGGAGGAAAACAGUGAUGAUGAUGAUGAUGAUGAUGAUGAUGAGGAAGAAAUCAGCAACCGAGAGAAAAGACAAAACAAACUAAAAAUUACACACUGCAAAUUUUUUGGGAAAUAGAAAGCUGACAGCAUUUCUGUACAAACAGUUUUCUCUUUAUUAUUGGUUCCUUUUUUGUUGGAUAGUUUAGAUGAAAUAUUCUUUACAGUUAUAUUUAGUUUUUUUCUUUCACAGUGGUGUAGUAGUUAGCACUAGUAGUUAGUCGCCUUGCACCUUCAGGGUCCGGGUUCCGUCGAACGGAAGGGGGACGAUUCCAGUCUCUAUGCAUGGAGUUUGCAUGUUCUCCGCGUGCUUGGUGGGUUUCUUCCGGGUACUCUGGUUUUCUCCCACAGUCCAAAGACAUGCAGAUUAGGGUAAUUUACUUUCCCAAAUUGCCCGUAGUGUGGUUAGCUCUGGGCCCCUGCGACCCUGA
Clarias gariepinus (North African catfish) is the source of this 1423-nucleotide messenger RNA. RefSeq names its product WD repeat domain 38 (gene wdr38). The record is from RefSeq and is a predicted model, not a curated record. The coding region runs from base 61 to 1071 and encodes 336 amino acids. NCBI's taxonomy places the organism in Eukaryota, Metazoa, Chordata, Actinopteri, Siluriformes, Clariidae. The transcript is spliced from 9 exons. Gene Ontology annotation, molecular function: protein binding.